CUUAUCGCGGCCUUAACCUGAAGCUAGAUUUUCCCCCCAAUGGAAACCGCCCUGUUUUAUUUGAAGCAUUAUUAAUUAAUUUACUUUUCAGAUUACAUCUCGAAUACUGGCGUUACAUAGAUUACGUCGCUGUUUCCAGGAGUCGUUUUAACGGGUUAAAGUGGCAAUGGAGGAGGUUCAGCAGAAUAACAGUAAUGGCUCUGAGUCGCAAACUGUUACCAUGCCUACAACUAUUACUGCCUCUCAAAUAUCACAGAUAGCACAGAUGUCUCUGGGUGGGUCUCCGGUGACUGUGGUUCAGCUACCCAGUGGUCAGUUCCAAGUGCAAGGUGUGAUUCAGUCAGCCCAGUCAUCAGUUAUCCAGUCUCCGCCAGCACAAACACAGGGUCAAGGAUCCGACAGCGAUGAUUCUCAGGACUCAUCUGACAGUGGAGCCUCUAACCAGAAGUCAAGAGAGAUCUUGGCUCGGCGCCCAUCCUACAGGAAGAUUUUAAAUGAUCUUUCAGCUGAGGAAGUGGCAACUCAGAACGAGGGUGAAGAGGAAAGUUCCACCUCCUGUGCCUUAACAAGUGUCUCGGUCCCUACCCCAAUCUACCAGACAAGCACUGGCCAAUAUAUUACGAUUUCAUCCAAUGGAUCUCUGCAGCUUGCUGGUUCAGAGGGGAUGCAAGGCCUGCAGACUCUCACCAUGUCCAACUCAAACCCAAAUCAGCCAACUAUACUACAGUAUGCUCAGACUGCAGAUGGACAACAGAUUUUGCUACCCAGCAACCAGGUCGUGCUCCAAGGUGCUGGGGGAGAAAUGCAAGCUUAUCAGAUCCGGUCCUCUUCCUCGUCGCUGCCUCAGACUGUUGUCAUGACAUCACCUGUCAUUAGCUCUCAUGGCAAAAGCGAUGACCCACAAAUGAAGAGAGAGAUACGCUUAGCAAAGAACAGGGAGGCAGCCCGAGAGUGUCGUCGGAAGAAAAAGGAGUAUGUGAAAUGUUUGGAGAACCGUGUGGCUGUGCUGGAGAAUCAGAACAAAACUCUUAUCGAGGAGCUCAAGACAUUAAAGGACCUGUACUGUGUUAAAACUGGCUAAUGGGACAAACCUCCAAUCAUGCUAAUGGAACUUUACUGGCAGGCUUGUCUGCCUCCAUGCUCAUACAAACACAGGGACUUUUUGGCAUGGGGAAUGCAUUUAAUCCUCCUCCUGUCUGGCUUGUUUUUAUACAACAUAUUUUUAACUAACGAUUGACCAGAAACAACAAAAAUGCUUUUCAGAAUAGAUGGACAGAGAGAACUUUUCCAUUACAUCUUUUUAUUGCAGUCAACUGAUGUUUAAAUAUAUAUAUAUAUGUAUGUAUGUAUGGAUCUUGUGCAAGCAUUGGCACGUCUACACUGGGAGUUCUUGCUUUAGUCUUGACCCAUUUGGUUUCCAUGGGAAUUUUGAAUGUUAAUUUUAUUUAAGCGCUAGCUGAAAGAUGUGUUUUUGUUCAGAGUAGAAAUAUUGACAGACAAUUUUUACACAUUAUCUCAAGAUGCGCUUGAACUGUUUGUAUGAAAAUUGUAACGCAAAUGUGUUAUUCAUGAAGUCAUGCAGCUGUGUUUUUUGCUAUUGUCCCCUUUUAGAAAGCUCUGGUAUUCCUAUUCCCAUUCCACAUUUUAUUUUACUGAGUUUUAGUGCAACAUUUUCUACAGAGACUGAACAGAAUUCAAGGUGAGGACUUUAUGUGAGCUUUUACUAAAUCUGUGGGUGAUAUAAGACAAUGGUAAGUACAUUUUAGACUCAAUAAGCCUUAUUCUGAAUUGAUAGACUAAUCACUUAGAAAUUCAAUUGUGUCCUUUUUAGUCCACGACUUAUUUCUAAAUGGUCUUUUAAGCCAUAUUCACAUU
This is a messenger RNA of Xyrauchen texanus (razorback sucker), 1875 nucleotides long. Its product is annotated as cyclic AMP-dependent transcription factor ATF-1-like. Bases 167 to 1081 code for a protein of 304 amino acids. Gene Ontology annotation, cellular component: nucleus; ATF4-CREB1 transcription factor complex. Gene Ontology annotation, molecular function: protein binding; DNA-binding transcription factor activity, RNA polymerase II-specific; RNA polymerase II cis-regulatory region sequence-specific DNA binding. Lineage: Eukaryota; Metazoa; Chordata; Actinopteri; Cypriniformes; Catostomidae. The record is from RefSeq and is a predicted model, not a curated record. Gene Ontology annotation, biological process: regulation of transcription by RNA polymerase II. The transcript has 8 exons.